This is a messenger RNA of Laetiporus sulphureus 93-53, 800 nucleotides long. RefSeq lists its product as uncharacterized. NCBI's taxonomy places the organism in Eukaryota, Fungi, Basidiomycota, Agaricomycetes, Polyporales, Laetiporaceae. Bases 278 to 691 code for a protein of 137 amino acids. The record is from RefSeq and is a predicted model, not a curated record. The transcript has a single exon.
AUCGGCCUCUGUUCGACGCCUUUCUCUCUCAGAGCGGAUUUUCGGUCGUUCUGCCGCGGACUAUCAUGCGCUUCCAGCGGAAGAAGCUCCACACUCAGGGCUCAGAUCUCCUGUGCGCAUGCCACCUUCGACAUCCUCUUCGGAUGAUACAUUACAAUCCGACCAGAUGGCGCCAAUCGCAAGGGCUGGACCUAUUGUUCGUGCAGCUCGGGCCGCAAUAAGUAGGCGAGCGACACCACCUGCCGAGAGUCAUCUCCGUGCAUGCUCAAUAUAGUGUAUGCACUAUUGGAUGGGCCUCUAUUGCGCCAUAAACAGAGCAGGUACGGCCCUCCUUUUCCUUGUGGAUGGUUCAGCUAAUGCGCGCAUAGCUACCGGUGGGAAGGGCCGGUUUGUGCAGACGAGGCCGAGGAUCUUGGUCAGGCGGCACCCCCUGCUUCUCUCGAUCAUGCGCGAACGGACGCUUGAAUUCUCUUCUCACAGCGUUCGUCAUGUCUGCACUGCCUCUUGUCGCCUACGAAUCACCUGCACGGUCACAUGCUCCUCCCUGCCCUUGCCGGGGGCGAAGAGAGGCCGUGCACCAUAUGAACUAGGUCGUCGGAGAACAUCAAGCGUCCGAUUAGAACGCGUUCACAUCCUCGAGACUCCCAAGGGCUUAACGUGUCUGCUGCGCCAUUUGCUGCAAAAGGAAUGAUUGCUGUGCUGGCAUGCCGAUCUGCUGCCGCAUUGAGAACCUCCGUGGGUUGUACAUCUCAUGUGCAUUUAAUACAAUUUGCUGCAAAAUACAUUAUGCAAUGUCGUAA